This is a messenger RNA of Glycine soja, 2379 nucleotides long. Its product is annotated as importin subunit alpha-2-like. Gene Ontology annotation, biological process: NLS-bearing protein import into nucleus. Gene Ontology annotation, molecular function: nuclear import signal receptor activity; protein binding. The record is from RefSeq and is a predicted model, not a curated record. Gene Ontology annotation, cellular component: cytoplasm; nucleus. The coding region runs from base 236 to 1834 and encodes 532 amino acids. The transcript is spliced from 11 exons. NCBI's taxonomy places the organism in Eukaryota, Viridiplantae, Streptophyta, Magnoliopsida, Fabales, Fabaceae.
CCUCAUCUUUUUUCCCUCAUCUUUAAAUUCAAAAAAUCAGUGGCAUUUUCGCAAAUACACGCCGAUCCAGGUCCACUUCCGCUUCUGUCCCAAUUCAAUAAACCCUCUUCUCUCUUUUCAAACUCCCAAUUCCCAAACAAUAAGACCCCCAAACCCUCAUUCUCUCCAUUGCCAUCACAAACCCUACGCUUCGGUUAUCUAAUCCAAAUCCAAAUCCAAAUCCAAAUCCAAGACGAUGUCGUAUCGACCUUCCGCCAACGCCAGGACCGAGGUUCGUCGGAACCGCUACAAGGUCGCCGUGGACGCCGAUGAAGGUCGCCGUCGCCGAGAGGAUACCAUGGUGGAGAUCCGAAAGAGCCGUAGGGAAGAGAGUUUGCAGAAGAAGAGACGCGAGGGUCUCCAAUCGCAGCAGAUUCCUUCGUCACUUCACUCUACUGUAAUAGAGAAGAAGUUGGAACACCUUCCAGCCAUGGUUACAGGUGUUUUCACCGAUGACAAUAACAUGCAGUUAGAGGCCACAACUCAAUUUCGGAAGUUGCUUUCAAUUGAACGUAGCCCACCAAUUGAGGAGGUUAUUCAAGCUGGUGUAGUUCCACGCUUUGUUGAUUUCUUGAUGAGGGAAGAUUUUCCACAGCUGCAGUUUGAGGCAGCUUGGGCUUUGACAAAUAUAGCUUCUGGAACAUCUGAAAACACUAAGGUGAUAAUUGAUCAUGGUGCUGUCCCAAUUUUUGUAAAGCUACUUGGUUCUCCCAGUGAUGAUGUCCGUGAACAGGCUGUUUGGGCAUUAGGAAAUGUUGCUGGAGAUUCACCUAGAUGCCGUGAUCUUGUUCUCGGUCAUGGAGCUUUGCUUCCUCUAUUGGCACAAUUGAAUGAGCAUGCCAAGCUUUCUAUGCUAAGAAAUGCUACCUGGACACUAUCGAAUUUCUGCAGGGGGAAACCACAGCCUGCUUUUGAUCAGGUUAAACCUGCACUUCCUGCUCUUGCCAGUCUUAUCCAGUCAAAUGAUGAAGAAGUCCUGACUGAUGCUUGUUGGGCACUUUCAUAUCUUUCUGAUGGUACAAAUGACAAAAUUCAAGGUGUAAUUGAAGCUGGUGUUUGUAGCCGGCUUGUUGACCUUCUUUUGCACCCUUCCCCUUCAGUGCUUAUUCCUGCUCUUCGUACUGUUGGAAAUAUUGUUACAGGAGAUGAUUUGCAGACACAGGUCAUCAUUAACCAUCAAGCUCUCCCACGUCUUCUGAAUAUCUUGACUAAUAAUUAUAAAAAAAGCAUAAAGAAGGAAGCAUGCUGGACCAUAUCAAACAUCACAGCUGGGAACAAAAAGCAGAUUCAGGAUGUAAUUGAGGCUAGUAUAAUUGCUCCUUUAGUCCAUUUGCUUCAAAAUGCUGAGUUUGAUAUCAAGAAAGAGGCUGCUUGGGCAAUCUCAAAUGCUACUUCAGGUGGAUCUCAUGAACAAAUCAAGUUCCUGGUAAGUCAAGGGUGUAUUAGGCCCUUGUGUGAUCUUCUCAUAUGUCCUGAUCCUAGGAUUGUGACAGUUUGUUUGGAAGGGCUUGAAAACAUCUUGAAGGUAGGAGAAGCUGAGAAAAAUGUUAGCAAUACUGAUGGUGUGAAUCUAUAUGCUCAAAUGAUUGAUGAUGCUGAGGGGUUGGAGAAAAUUGAAAACCUCCAGAGUCAUGAUAACACUGAGAUUUAUGAAAAGGCAGUGAAGAUUCUUGAGACAUACUGGAUGGAGGAAGACGACGAGACUAUGCCUCCAGGGGAUGCUUCUCAAUCAGGGUUCAACUUUGGUGGCACUCAACCACCUGCGGUGCCUUCUGGUGGAUUCGACUUUAAUUAGAAGGAGUUUUGACUGGUCUAUCAGUAAAGUCCUCCAGUUUGACAGUCCAACAGUUUGGGGUCAAGUCAAUGUCCUUUGAUUGCCCUUGGCUCCUACAAGGUUCAGCCUUGGUAAAUAGGGGGUUGCUGGACCAGCGUGGGUUUUUGAAAUGGCUGGUUUUACAUACACCAUGGGGACAGAUGGGUUGUGGCUUGAUUUCUUAGCCACACAAGAGUUAUAUAUACUAGAGUUUGCUUUCUGCCAAGUGAUCAUUCCGAAUGAUUUGGCUUUAUAGAGUUGUUGUGAUCAUUCUGGAUGUUUUGACGAAAUACCAAAUGCUGCUAUCUUUUGCUUCAUAUUAAUAGUUACAAGAUGGAAUUUUUCUUUCACCCUUUCCUUGUAAGUUCUUUUGAAGUUUACCGUAAAGUUCUAUUCAUUAUGUUCUUUAGGUCUCGUUCAGGUUCGUAAUGUAAUGUUUACUAAUCUGGUUUAGGAAAGAAGUCUUACACUUUGUUCUCAGGCAUUAUAUUUGGUUACAGUGUGGGAUUUUCUCUUCCACUUCGUUA